CUCUGAGUUUGUCAGUUUCCUUACUGUAGCGGAUCUUCGUGUGUGUGCCUGCUGGAGACGCUUUGGUAGUUAAUUAUCCGUUUUUAAAGGAGCACCGGGAGGACAAGGAGUCUCUGAGCUAGAGGAGGGAUUUCUAUGUGACAAGUCUGCAGUCUACCUGUCCUGGUUGUAUCCAAGAAGGAGUUCCUACAAACACUUCAGCUCCUCGCCAUACCAGUCUGGGACAUACGUCACUCAUGCAGCUUAAAACUUGACCUGCACUGGCCUCUAAAACCCAUUACACUCCAAUUCAAGGAAGCCAUGCAAAACUGACGCUGGAGUGACAGAACUGACAGAGGAGCUAUGUUAUAAGGAUUGUUUGUUGUGUACUCUUGACCACCUGGAGCCUGUUGAUUUUUUUUUUUUUUCUUUUUUUUUUUGCUGAGAGGAAGUUUUUACAAUGGGGAGGAAGAAGAUCCAGAUAACUCGGAUUGUAGAUGAAAGAAACCGACAGGUGACUUUCAUGAAGAGGAAGUUUGGUCUGAUGAAGAAGGCGUACGAGCUCAGUGUUCUGUGUGACUGUGAAAUUGCCCUCAUCAUCUUCAACAGCUCCAACAAACUCUUCCAGUAUGCCAGCACCGACAUGGACAAAGUCCUGCUGAAAUACACCGAGUACAAUGAACCCCAUGAGAGCAGGACCAACUCUGACAUUGUAGAGGCUCUCAACAAAAAGGAGCACCGAGGCUGUGAGAGCCCCGAUCCAGACACUACAUAUGUUCUCACCCCCAGUACUGAGGAGAAGUACAAGAAGAUCAACGAAGAGUUUGACAACAUGAUGAAGAGCCAUAAAAUUUCCACAGGUCUCUCUCACCAGAACUUCAUGCAUGUAGCAGAAGGCAGCAUGUCGUACAGCUCUGCUUCAGGUGGAGGAGGAGGAGCGACCUCUCAGGCUCUGGCUGCAGCCACAGCAGCUCUGGCUGACAGCGGGAUCCUGUCUUCACCUCACAGUCACCUCCACAGAAACAUCAGCUCUCCACAGAGACCAUCUAGCACAGGAAACACAGGUGGUCUACAUGGCAGUUCUGAUAUGGCUCUCCAAAAUGGAUCUGGGCCAGUUGUGAACGGUUUCGUGGGCUCACCUGGUGUAAGCAGCUUAGGAAAGAUCCUACAGUCCAAAUCUCCUCCUCUCCCUCCUCCUGGAAACAGUCUGGUCCCCACCAGCCGCAAGACUGACCUCCGAGUGGUCAUCCCGCAGUCCAAAGGGAUGAUGCAAACACUGAGUAACCAGAGGCUCAGCAGCACUCAGUCUAACCAGCCUCUGUCCACACCUGUGGUUUCCAUGACAACACCCAGUCUGACCCACCAGAGUCUGGCCUACUCCGGCAUCAGCUCCGCCUACAACAACGAGUACUCCCUGAACAGCGUUGAGCUGCCAGCCUUCAGCUCUCCUGCUGGCUCCUCUCUUGGCUCCAUGGCAGCAUGGCAACAACACCAACUGAGCUCACUGAGCUCUGGGAGCUCCAAUCUCUCCAUCAACACCGACCACAAUGUCAACAUCAAAGCCGAGCCCAUCUCCCCACCUCGAGACCACCUCAGCCAGUCAGGGUACAUGAUACAGGCUCACGCCCCUCCUCCUCCUCAUGCCUCGUCAUCAGCCAGAGCAGAGAUGGGAAGGUCUCCUGCAGACAGCGUCAGCUCUUCCUGCAGCUCACAUGAGGGCGGCAGCGAGCGGGAGGAGCAGCAGCAGCGGCGGCCGGACUUCCACCCGCUCCCUGUGAGCCGCUCGGAGGGAAGGCAGAGUCCGACAGUCAAACGCAUGAGGAUGGACAGCUGGGUGACAUAAAUACAACAGUAACAUGAAGACACAACACCAGGAAAACACAGGAAGGACACUGAUAUGCAAAUAAGAUGUGGAUUUUAUUGAUGUGUUUUGUUAUUUUUCAUUAUUAAGAUGUUUGUUUUUAUCUUAAUGAAGCUCCGGUUUAUGUCUCAGAAAAUCUUUAUAGGCACUAAAAACCAAAAAGAUCAGUCCUUUCAAAGCAUAAAUAAUUUUCAGCACCACAAAUGUUUAUAUGGGUCCAAUUGCAGUACAAUCAGUCGUUUUCUUAUCAGGUGGAGUAAAUGCAGUACAAAGGGUCAAAAAGGUGAGAUUGGGUUUACCCUUCAGUCUUGCUGCUUCAUAAAUCAAGGUUGAAAGUGGUGAAGUGCUUCUGGAUGUCUCUCACGGGCAAAGGUGGCAAAACUUUACACUCUUUUUAAGAAGUACAGAUAAUAUUUUUUUAAGAAAGUGACUGGUGAAAAUAAAGUAAUGAUAAAACUUAGUAAAAAGUACAAGCUGCUGAGGUGUAGUCAGAAUAGCAAAAGCAGGAUUCAUAUGACAGCAAUCUUCACUGUCUUUAUUUGACUUUUUGUUUUAAUUUGAUGACUAAACGUAACAUUUUUCUCUAUCUUCUACAUCCAUAUUUACAUCAUAAUGUAUCAUUUUGACCCCCAUGCCCUCAACUAGCUUUGUAAUCCAAAAUUUAUUACAAAACAUCCACCUACACUAUUUAGAUUUUUACAAAUCACACAACCACAAAAACAAGCCUCACCCCUCUUCUUGACGCAACACUGCACUUUCACUGCUGGUAAGUGUACGCCUCUACAGGCAUAUAACUACUAGGUAGUAGUCUUGUUUUGUUUCUCAAUUGGUUAUUUGAUUUUAAUUUUAUUAUUGUGUCAUGCAUAAACAAAAAUGCCUAGCCAAAAUAGACUUACAAGACGCCAAUAUAAAUACAAAAAGAAUAAUACUAAUGAAACAAACCGUCCUAAUGAUUAGAGCUGUGAAAAAAUAUCGAUAUGGCAAUAUACCACGAUACUUUGACAUCCGAUACAAUAUCGAUACUUCAACUCUUAAUAUCGAUUUUUUGGUAAAAAAUAAAAAUUCAUAUUUUAGCUGAGUUGUUAGUAAAAUACAACUUGCUCAUACGUUUGUGUGAGCACAAACAGCGAGUUAAAGAAAGGAAAUGCCGUUUGCAAGCUCUGUCUUGCUGCUGUGAAAUAUAGCGGGAAGACCACCAACGUAUUGUGUGAUUUACAUAUACAUCAUCUCUAUAUUUUUCUUAGUUAACUUUGUAGAAUAUCACAAUAUAUCACAAUAUUCUGAUAUCCUGAUAUAUCGUGAUACUAUCGUAUCGUGACCCAAGUAUCGUGAUGUGUAUCGUAUCGUGAGGCUCUUGCCAAUACUCACCCCUACUAAUGAUUCUGCCAGGCUUUUGUGUAUAAACGUAAAAAUAUUGAAAGUUAACAACCUCUCCAUCCUGUCAUCAUCAUUACUCAAAAUUAUUUCAUGAUUUUUAACAGACUUUUCAUUAUAGCAGUGUUAAUGUUGGCAGCUGUUUUUUUUAGUUUUAGUAUUUAGAUGAAAUGUCUUAGUUUUAGACACAUUUUUGUCAUUUCUACAUUUUUACUGUUAGUCUAGUUCUAG
Molecule: messenger RNA, 3445 nt
Organism: Cheilinus undulatus (humphead wrasse)
Lineage: Eukaryota; Metazoa; Chordata; Actinopteri; Labriformes; Labridae
Product: myocyte-specific enhancer factor 2A-like
Exons: 12
Coding region: 440-1822 (460 amino acids)
Biological process (GO): cell differentiation; heart development; positive regulation of transcription by RNA polymerase II
Molecular function (GO): DNA-binding transcription factor activity, RNA polymerase II-specific; histone deacetylase binding; protein dimerization activity
Source: RefSeq, a predicted model, not a curated record